Messenger RNA from Exophiala mesophila, 2266 nucleotides. RefSeq lists its product as uncharacterized. Gene Ontology annotation, cellular component: endoplasmic reticulum membrane. Lineage: Eukaryota; Fungi; Ascomycota; Eurotiomycetes; Chaetothyriales; Herpotrichiellaceae. Gene Ontology annotation, molecular function: sphingosine-1-phosphate phosphatase activity. The transcript is spliced from 3 exons. The coding region runs from base 542 to 2140 and encodes 532 amino acids. The record is from RefSeq and is a predicted model, not a curated record.
UCUCAGACGAGACAGUCGCCUUCAAUUGCUCCUCGAUGUCGCUGUAGUCUUCUUCAAAAUUGGUGGCCAAACUCACAAGCAAAUGCCCGCCCUCCGUUGAGAUUGGCCGCAGCGGAGAAUCGACGCCUGCGGUGCCGUUGGUCCACCGCCUCUCCAGCCAACGACCUAGGCGAACUCAAGUCCCCAACUGACUGAGAGUUGCGACUUAUCUUCCCACAUGUGAGCAGAAGGCAUUCGACAUCAUAAUGUACAAUUGAGCCUUGCUAUUCUCCCAUCUUCCCUUCACCUUGUUACUGCGACGGUCAGCUGUCCGGAAACACCGCCGCCGAUACCUAGCGUACCCGUUGCGAAAUAUCGACCUUACUGCGGGCAGCCAGCGCAGUUCAGGUCGCCGUUCGGCGUCCCUAAUACACGCCGAUCAAAACUUCGAUGUUGGCAGCAAAGAGCCUGCUGCAAGCCCAUAACAUGACACCUCGCACGAUAUAACCAGUUGAGCAAGUACGAUAACAUUCCCGGCUUCGAUGAGAUUGGGUUUAUCAAAAUGGAGAAGGAAAAGGGAAAUCCAGAUGCCGGACUGCGGAGUCUUGAUCAUUAUAAUAUCAUGCUCCCAAGAUGGCGGUACAUUUUGAGAGAACAGCUCAUUCCCAUUGUUCGAUGGGAAACUCCUUAUGUUGCAUGGUUACAGAGCACCCUGAGGUCUCCAGCACUCGACACGUAUUUCGCCAUGUCUGCAAAUUUGGGGACCCAUACAUUCUUCAACAUCAUGCUUCCGAUCUGGUUCUGGUGCGGUUAUACUGAUCUGGGCCGAGGUAUGACCCAUAUUCUGGCCAUGGGGGUCUUUUUCAGCGGUUUCAUCAAAGAUCUCGUAUGCCUGCCCCGACCCUUGUCCCCUCCACUUCAGCGAAUCACCAUGUCGGGGUCGGCGGCCCUGGAGUACGGCUUCCCCUCAACACAUUCAACGAAUGCGGUGUCGGUUGCUGUGUAUGCCAUUCUGUUACUCAGGGAGAACAGUGCUGAGCUGUCGCCUAAUAUGAGCUUAGCAAUCCAAGUCCUAGCCUACUUCUACGCCUGUUCAAUCAUCUUGGGGAGGCUAUACUGCGGCAUGCAUGGAUUCUUUGACGUUGUCUUUGGCAGCGCUCUCGGAGCAGCUCUCGGGCUGUUGCAAUUUGCCUACGGGCCUGUUUUUGACGAAUGGUUCUUUGCCGGAAAUAUGAAACGUGUUCUGCUUGUGAUACUCAGUAUUCUGGUCUUGGUCCGAAUUCAUCCUGAGCCAGCAGAUGACUGUCCUUGCUUCGACGACAGUGUGGCUUUUGCAGCAGUGGUCAUAGGCGUCGAGUUUGGUACCUGGCACUUUGCCAAAUCUCCUCACUCAUGGUCAUACCCAUCUCAUGGGACAGUACCCUUCGACCUGGAGCAAAUGGGAUGGUUCGUGGCUGUUGCCCGCAUCUUGUUAGGAGUCGUGGUGGUCUUCGCCUGGCGAGGUGUGAUGAAGCCUUUGUUGCUCAAAUCUCUUCCGCCCCUGUUCCGAAUCAUUGAGCAGUUAGGGUUGAGUCUUCCUCGGCGAUUCUUCAAACCUGCGUCUCAGUAUAAGACGGUGCCUCGACAACGCCAUGACGACAACGUUAUUCCCUACGCGAGGGACAUUCCCGAGCUCAUUUCCUCGUUACGUCGGAGAAGGGCUGUCUCCAUCGGUCCACAGUCCGAAGCAGACGCGUACGAAACCCUGGCGUAUCGUGAGAAGAGGCGACGUGACAGCCUGACGGCAAACGGGUCACCAAAUUCUCCCAAGGGGAUCUCGCCCGAGCGAGGCUACGUUGGCGACCAGACUACAGAUGGCCACGUCAGUCAAAGCGUUGGUAGGAACAGAUCCAGUAGUCUUGAAAUGUUUCGAGCCCAGAUGGGUACGGGGAUGGACAGUCUAUCUCCCCAGCCAGUGCGCUCGCCUCCGGAGGUGGAUGGAAAGGGCACGUCAGAUAUGGACGAACUGCAAGCCAAGAGUUUGUUCUCGAGUAUUCAACGACCACGCGUGAGAUAUGAUGUGGAGGUUGUGACGAAACUGAUUGUGUAUAGUGGAAUUGCUUGGUGGUCGGUGGAAGGGAACCCACUCCUAUUCAAAUACAUUGGUCUUGGAAUGGAGUGACGGACCGGUCGGCCGUUGGAACAGAGGAUUCAAACGGUUGUCUUCCAAAGCGUUUGCAAGCUUGUAUUGGAGAUAUAUAAUAGAAGAUAGUUAUAUUGAUGAAGUCUCAAAUUCUCGCCAAAGAGU